GUUGGUUGGAAAAUACAAUUAAAAAUUGAUUUUAAUAUUUAAAUAUUCAACGUAUCAAGACAACAACGCGUCGGGUGGCGGCGUCAAAAAUACCAAGGAAGCACAAAAAAGAAAAAUUUGCAAGGUGUUUGUGAGUACGCGAGUGUGUGCGUGCGCGAGUGUGUGUUCUUGUGUGUGACAACGACGAGCAACGACUUUGCUGCCGCUGCUUCUGGUGCGUGCGCGCUGUCGCAAGGGACCAACACACCAACACAUUCACAUUGAAGCAAUUUUCCAUUGUAKUGGUGUAUCCUUUGGCAUUUCUGCGAGCUUGGUUGGAAGUACGAGAGAAAAUUUGCUUUUACCAAAUCAUAAACAAGUGCAGCUGAAGACGUUUUCAAAAGAAAUCAAAAACCACACCAAAUAAAAUGGAGAAGAGAAUAGAAUUGGAGAGACGCGCACGCAAAGCGAAUCAGAUAUUAGAACUGAAUCUGGAUAACUGCAGGAGUACAAGCAUUGUUGGCCUUACAGAUGAAUACACCGCCUUGGAAACAUUAAGUUUGAUAAAUGUGGGUUUGACCACACUGAAAGGUUUCCCCAAGUUACCCAAUUUAAAGAAAUUGGAAUUAUCUGAUAAUCGAAUUUCGAGUGGCCUCCACUAUUUAACGACCAGCCCGAAAUUACAAUAUUUGAAUUUAUCUGGCAACAAAAUCAAGGAUUUGGAAACGCUGAAACCCUUGAAGGAGUUCAAAAACUUAAAUAUAUUGGAUCUAUUCAAUAAUGAUGCCACACAAGUGGAAAACUACCGUGAGAAGAUAUUCAAGAUGUUGCCCUCGUUAAACUUUUUAGAUGGAUUUGAUUGUAAUGAUGAGGAGGUACAAUCGGAAGGUGAUGAUGAUGAUGAAGUCAAUGGCAAUGACUCCGAGGAUGAAGAUGAGCCCAGUGCCUUCUGUGUAAAUGGUCUAGAAAUCGAUUUAGACGAGCUCGAUGCAUUGGAGCAGCGCGUUAAAGCCAAAAAACGUUUGCAGGAAAUGCAAAAUCAAAAGCAAAAKCCUCCCGAUGCUGAAAAUGAUGAAGUAGACGAAUUAGAUGAAUAUUUAAAAGAACUGCAAAUCAAAGAGAAAGCAAAGCUCGAGAGCCAAUCUGUGAUAGAGGCUAGCCAUCUCACAGUACAGCCGAAUAACAACCAAUCAAACACGAAUUUUGCAAUUUUAAUCUAUUGGUUUUUAGCAAUAUUAAAUCUGGCGAAUGCCGCCUAUUUUUCUGGUGGAGAUGAUGAUGAGGAAGAUAGCGAUGAGAGUGAAGACGGGGACAAUGGCGACGUAUCCCUGUCGGAGGUCUAUAAUGAUGAUCUAGAAGAAGAUAAUUCUGAUUGGGAAGAAGGCGAGGGCGGCGAUGAGGAUGAGGAUGAAGAUUCAGAUAUUGAUGAGGCCGAUGGUGAUCCAAAUGAAUCGGCUGCAUCUGUCAAUAAUGCCAAGGAUGAGAAGGAUGCUGAGAAGCCAGAUGAAACGCAUGCUAGGGGCAAGAAGAGAAAGCAUGAUGGUUAGAAGCAUCUACAAACUGUAUCGUCUUUGUACGUUAUAAAUUUAAAUAUAUACACCAAUACAAACAAACAAACACACACAUACACAUACACACCCACAUAAUAAGUACAGUAACAACAAAUAAGAAAUCACAUCAUAUUUUGAUAAAACAAACAAAAGAGUAAAUAAGAAGGGCCCCAUUAGAAAAAAUCAACAUUUAUUUCGUUACAUUUUAAGCUAAUUAUUCUAAAGAAAAGAAA
Messenger RNA from Drosophila arizonae, 1762 nucleotides. Its product is annotated as acidic leucine-rich nuclear phosphoprotein 32 mapmodulin. Gene Ontology annotation, molecular function: histone binding. The record is from RefSeq and is a predicted model, not a curated record. Lineage: Eukaryota; Metazoa; Arthropoda; Insecta; Diptera; Drosophilidae. Gene Ontology annotation, cellular component: nucleus.